This is a messenger RNA of Melospiza georgiana, 2682 nucleotides long. It is a transcript of the gene CEP68, whose product is annotated as centrosomal protein 68. NCBI's taxonomy places the organism in Eukaryota, Metazoa, Chordata, Aves, Passeriformes, Passerellidae. Bases 23 to 2347 code for a protein of 774 amino acids. The transcript has 6 exons. The record is from RefSeq and is a predicted model, not a curated record.
CCGAGGAAGGAGCUCUGUGCUGAUGGCCGUGGGUGCGGGCAAAUCGCCUUCUGAAGAGUCCCUGAGCGGGCAGGCCGAGGGCGAUGGGCGGUGGGACGGCGCGGACACGGAGAUGGAGUUCCCGGAGCCGGUAGGGGGCCCGCACCGCCUUCUGGGGACAGAGGAGGCCGAGCCCGGCCUGCAAGGGGCAGAGGGUGUGCCAGUGAGCAGGCACGGUCACAAGGCCACCGAUGUCACCCACGGAGGCUCCAGCUGCCGCCCAGACGUGUCUUCAGCAUCUGCACCCGGAUUUCCCAGAGCGAGAGCAAACUCCUCCGGAAAAGGGGUGUUGGUGGAUAGAGCUGCUGAUGGUGGCCCUGUGCCUUGUCGAGUUGGCCACUGGUUCCUCUCCUCAGAAGAUCAGCAGGUGAAGGAUUCAGGCGGCUGGGGCCCGGUGUCCAGCCCAGCCAGCUCUGCCGAGGAGAGCGUCCCUGCUGGCAGCCGCCGUGGUGCCCACGUUGGCCGUCGGAGGCAAAGUCUGGGAGCUCCGUCCCCGUGUCCUUCCACGGCGGAGCUCCUGCGGCCCCAAACCCCGCCCAGCCCCGAGAGCGCCCUGCGGAGCCGCUCCGUGCUGAGCCUCUCUGCCCUGUCCUCAGAGGGGAGAGGCCCGUCCGAGGAGCCGUGCGGCAGCGUGCCAGCCAGCACGGCUGUCCCCUCUGCGGCCAGCACGGCUGUCCCCUCUGCGGCCAGCACGGCUGUCCCCUCUGCGGCCAGCACGGAUGUCCCCUCUGCGGCCAGCACGGAUGUCCCCUCUGCGGCCAGCACGGCUGCCCGGGACCUGCGCUGCCCAUGGCGGGUGGAAGGCCGGGCCCUGCAGAGGCGGGAGCCCCCCGGCGCUCUGCUCGAUUACCGCGGCUCCGUGGGGCGCGUCCGGGAGAUCUCCUCCUACCAAGCCGAUUACUGGGCCUGUGCCAUUCCGGAUUCACUGCCCCCAUCUCCGGACCGCAGCUCACCCCACUGGAACCCCCACAAGGAGUACGAGGACUUGCUGGACUAUGCUUACCCACUGAAGCCGAGGUACAAGCUGGGAAGGAUACCGGAGCCUUUCCUCCAUGACUCGGGAAUAGGUCUGGACAGCUUUUCGGCUUCUCCUGAGGGCGUGUCCAGGUCCGCCAGCAUCUACGGCCGAGCUGGGCAGGCUCAGGGAAUCAGAGAAAACGGACUUUGGGAGUUUGUGGCCUCUGCAGAGAGAUUCUCCACCCCGAGGCCUGGAGAAAGAGCCUGCUCAGGAGCUGUCUCAUGCUUUGAGCCUUCACCUAUUGCCAAAGCAUCAUUUGGAAGGAGUUCUUCCUCUCACCUUUCCAGAGGUUUUGCUAAGGAUGUAAGGGUGGAAUCAUCUGGGCCAAGGUCCCCUGGGCGCCCUGCUGCCGAUGGGAGAAGCUGGGAUACCAGAGGAAGCCCAAACCACACAGGGCAGGUAAAAAGCACCAGGAGGUUUUUACCCACCACAGGAGUGCUCCCCCUGAGGAAGGAGUGGGAGACUGAUGAAGAAUUUCUUUCCCUGCCUCCAAGACUGAAGGAGCUGGAAAGGCUGGCUCAGUUUUUGUCCAAUCUUUCCUUAACUAUAAGGAUGCCUGGGCAUGACCACCACAACCUUCCACAUCAGAGCACCAGCAAGGAGCCCCUUUCAUCUAGGCUGGCUCCUUUUGAAGAAGAGAGAGGUGGGGAUGACAGAGGGAAUGCCGAGGGUUACACUGGGCUGUGGCGGCACCGCAGCUCCCGAAAGCCCAGCUGGGAAAACACAGAAUCGUGUGGCUGGAGCCACAGGGAUCCUCCCUGCGGGCUUCAUCUGCCAGCUGCUCUCAGGGACACACAGGAUGGGAUGUGCCUGGAUGAACCGCGGGUCAAGGGGCAUCCAAAGAAGAGCCAGCAGAGCGAGUCCCUUAUCCAGUGUGUUAAGAUGUUUUGCUGCCAGCUGGAAGAGCUGAUCCACUGGCUGUACACGGUGGUGGAUGUCACUGGCAGCUGGGUGCCACCCUCGCCGGAUGCCGACAGCGUGUUGGCAUCGCUGCACCGCUACCUGGAGUUCAGGAAGGAUGUGGCCGACCACCGGAGCCUGACUGAGAGCGUGCUGGAGAGGGGAGAGGCUCUCCUGGACUGCAUGGCAUCGAAUUCCCCAGCUCUGAAGGACACGCUGGCUCUGAUUGCCCAACAGUCGGAGGAGCUGGAGAGCCACGCAGAGCACCUGUACGAGUCCCUGCUGGCUGCUGUGGGCCCCGUGCGGGGCAGGGAGGCGGGGCAGGACAUGGGGCGGGCAGCACACGGCUGCUCCCUGGGUGCUGCCUCUGUCAGACCUAGGCUGCGUUAGCCAAUCUCAGGAGGGCUGAGAAGAAUUGCAGCAAGCACCAAACCACCUCCAUCACCUCUCCAGAGGUGCCAAAAUCUGUGUCCAGUUGCCCACGGGGCUGAUUGCAGCGUGGGUUUGUGCCAUGGCUUGAGAAAGGUGCUCCAUACAGCAGGUGUGCUGGGAUGUCCAGAGUUGUGUAAGGAAUGUACAGCUGGCCUUUUCUGGUUUGUUUUUUUUAAUAGCUUCCCUUUUUUAUUGAAGUGGGCUGUUCUGUGUUAGCAAAAUGUCAGGAAGUUUUUUAACUGAGCAAUCCAUAGUGUGCCGUGCGCUCGCUAAGUAAAGCCGUGUGAUUUUAA